This is a messenger RNA of Colletotrichum lupini, 1137 nucleotides long. RefSeq names its product peptide alpha-N-acetyltransferase Nat2. Gene Ontology annotation, cellular component: mitochondrion. The transcript has 6 exons. The record is from RefSeq and is a predicted model, not a curated record. Bases 1 to 1137 code for a protein of 378 amino acids. Lineage: Eukaryota; Fungi; Ascomycota; Sordariomycetes; Glomerellales; Glomerellaceae.
AUGUUCCGCACGCGGGUGCCGCCUCUACCGGGUACCCACGACACAGCUGGGCAGUUCGUCGGAGGAGAUCCAUUUCUCGUCAGAUUUUUCAACAUCCAGGGUCAAAGACGCGAGAACCAACGUGACUCUCGCCGCGCGCUACGACCGAGCCUUUUUGCGAACUUUUGGGCUGAUUGUGUGCGCACACCGACGACUGGAAGCUUCGGCGACAACGGCACCAUCGGAGACCGGCGCAUCGGAGGCAAAACACACUUUUUGUCGUCAUCCACGCGGAGUUUACGGCGAUUCGGAACCCAGGCUUCCAAAAGAAAAAUUCCACAUACCACAACGAGCCAUAAGAAUCAACAAUCUGUGUCUAGGGGCUAUUGGCGUAAUCGUGCUAGCCAUCAAGAUGAUGCGACCAGCUUUCCAAUUGGCAACCCUACCGCGCCGUGCGAUACCGGCAGCGAGGCAAAAUGCAACAGAGGCACUGUGGAGGAAGCAAUUCACUGCACCAACGAGAAGAUUCAAGACAACAACCCCGCAAGCAACACAUCAAAGACCUGGCGCAUCGCAAACCCAAUUCCGCUGGUCGCAAAGUCAGACUUCAAGCUGGAUCACGUCUCGGCUCGAAACGAUCUUCAGGUCAUCACGCCGGACAUUCCGGUUCUCCGCCAGGCAGAGCAACUCGGCAGACGGUUGAAGAAGCUUUCGCGCGAAUAUGGGUGGUCGGCCGUUGGCGUGUAUUUGGCCUUGAGCGUUCUGGAUUUUCCUUUUUGUUUCCUGCUGGUGCGGAUCGUUGGAACCGACCGGAUUGGUCAACUGGAGCACUGGGUAGUGUCCCACGUUCAAAAAGUGAUCCCUGAUUCAGUCAAGACCUGGUGGACCGAAUACAGAGCCGCACUCAGCAAGGCCGAAACCGAGCAGCUGGGAAACAACGACAUCAGCGAUGCUGUUGAGAAGGCAACAUGGGGAGUCGAGGAAGCUCAGCGCGCCAACAAAGCGGAAGCCAGCUUGGGAACUCAGUUGGCUUUGGCAUAUGCAAUCCACAAAAGUUUCAUCUUCCUCAGAGUGCCUUUGACCGCCGCGGUUACGCCAAAGGUUGUCAAGGUGCUCAGAUCAUGGGGAUGGCAGAUCGGCAAACGGCGGAGCAAAUAA